AUUAAUUGAAAAGAUCAAGAUUUAAUUGGGAAAAAUUCAUAAUCAUAUCGGUAGAAUAAUUGAAGCUUUAGGAUGCAUGCAUCUUAGCUUUUGCUUGACCUCUCAUGUUGAUAUAUGUGCUAUUUCCAAUAUUUAAAGGUGAUAUCUUGCGUGCGAAACUUGAUUCCAAGGGAAAGGAUAUAGUUGAGACUUAAGCGCUUUGAGAUGGCCCAACGGUAUUAUGCUCCGAUGCGUAAUCGCUACUCCAGCGAAAGGGACCACCCGGUUGAGCGCUACCGAGAUUACGAGUGGGACGGGAAGCUCUUCCUCAUGUCCUACGUCACCGAGUUUUAUAGUAAAUGGAUGAAUGCCUAUGCAUAUGGGGGAGCUACCCAUCACGAGGGGAUCCAAAAGCUCAUCCACACUUUACCGUCUCCUUGGGAUGAGUGGACCGCUCAGGCAUCUCGGUUUUUCAUAUGGUAUAGCCCGCCCGAUUACACCGCGCGGGGGGAUUUGGUUGGCCUUAUAAAGGUGCUACUUCCGGCCAUGACAGCUGCGUUCGACGGACCGCCACGUAAUCCACCUCCACAUAUCUAUCCGCCGGGUCAAGCCCGCAUGCGGAAGUAUCGCUACGACGAGGAGCCACAUGUUUCACGUGCUCCUAAGAGAAGGAGACUUGGAAUGCGUGUCUCGCCUCCUCCAAGAAUCGACAGAGAGGUAGAUAGGAUGCUCGAGAUGACCCCUCCACUCUUAAACGUCGAAGGAGAAGACGAGGAUGAGGAACCACUCGAGGAGGGGGAGGAUCCAAAUGAAGAGAGUGUUGGAGAGACCGAGGAGGAGGGGGAUGAGGAUGGGGAUAAUUAGAAAUGAUGUCUUGUUACACUUUUCCCAUGUUUUGAUACUCUAUUGUUUUGCUUGGCCUUGACAUUUCUCUUUCCCGUUGUUUUACCUUCUGUUUUCGUUAUGAUGGAACUAAGACCUCUUCGAGGCAACAUU
Messenger RNA from Salvia splendens (bonfire salvia), 975 nucleotides. RefSeq lists its product as uncharacterized. The record is from RefSeq and is a predicted model, not a curated record. Lineage: Eukaryota; Viridiplantae; Streptophyta; Magnoliopsida; Lamiales; Lamiaceae. Bases 205 to 843 code for a protein of 212 amino acids. The transcript is spliced from 2 exons.